AAAAAAAAAAAAUGGCGGCAGUACAACCGCUGUUAAAAUCUCUUCCAAAGUUGCCAGCACCAUAUCUCUGGCCAACACUUUUCAAGGGCUCGAGAGCACGCGGACAUGCAAGAGUCUCUGUCAUGACAGAGGAGUUGGCUGAAUCGGCAGCCAAAGUUAUGGACAUCAGCAAUCAUCCAAAUCGAUCCAUCAUCGAGAUUUAUCCAGGACCAGGACAACUGACACGAUCCAUGGCAUUGGCCGGCGCAAAGAAGGUUGUAACACUAGAUAACGGUGAGAUGUUCCAAAAGUCAUUAAAGGCUCUGGAAGAAAAUUCAAAAGGCAGGAUCCAACACUUUGCAUUGAAUCCACUCGGAGAACCCUAUGAUGAUCUUUUGGCCUCUGAACUAAAUGCACUGCCUGGAUUGACCCCACAACCUUGGGAUACGAUUCAAUCGGACAUCAUGCUAGUAGGAUCGAUCCCAAAUUCAGCGCUGGGAGAGAAGGCUUUUAUAGAUCUCUUGAAGGCAUCCAUGGAGCGUAUGGGUAUUUUUAGGAUGGGCCGUGUUGGAAUGUAUAUGUUUUGCUCCAAGGAAGCUGUCAAGAGAUUUACAUCACCAGCAGGGACAACAGCUAGGAACCGGCUAACGCUUCUUGCGGAAGCAGCAGCCGAAGUAUCAUCGAUCAUGGUCCCUGGAGCAAGCCACUUUCAUUUACCAUAUGAAUACGAGCUACUGCGAAUUGUUCCGCACGAGAAACCCAAGCUGGAAACUUCUUUGGAUAUAAUGGAAUUCUGCCUUAAGAGUCUUUUUACAAGCAAAUCAAUGCCUCUUAGCAAAGUCAUCAAGUUGCUUGGACCUGGAGCAGAGAUCUUGCUAGGUCGCCUGAGUUUUGACCACAACAUCAAGGUUAAAUACAUGACACUGGAGCAGGUGAACGAAGUUGCUUCCAAAUUUGAUCAGUGGCCACUUCGCCCAACGAACCUUGUGGAUGAUUUGAUCUUGCACGAAAAGAAAGAUAAACGACAUUGAUUAUUUCUUCACUUAUUUAUUUUUCUCCAUGCGCCAUCAUCCGAAUGAACAGAAAGGCUAAUUUUUGUUCUUUCAGUUUAUAAUAAGUCUUUAAUACAGAAAAAUAAUAGAAAAAUAAUAAUAAAAGGAAAAAUGAAAAUAUAAAAUGCCAUGUUUGUAUGUAUGUAUAUGUGGGUGUUGCAAAUUUGAAUUCAGUACAUCACAUUAAAAAGCACCUUCCUCAUCGUAUUCAAACUCGCCUUUGGCAAGCUCUGUCUGAAAGCUUUGAAUGACAUGAUUGCAAAUAUCAGUCAAAUCAUC
Lobosporangium transversale is the source of this 1310-nucleotide messenger RNA. RefSeq names its product S-adenosyl-L-methionine-dependent methyltransferase. Gene Ontology annotation, biological process: transcription initiation at mitochondrial promoter; rRNA methylation. The record is from RefSeq and is a predicted model, not a curated record. Gene Ontology annotation, cellular component: mitochondrial matrix. The transcript is spliced from 7 exons. The coding region runs from base 12 to 1010 and encodes 332 amino acids. NCBI's taxonomy places the organism in Eukaryota, Fungi, Mortierellomycota, Mortierellomycetes, Mortierellales, Mortierellaceae. Gene Ontology annotation, molecular function: rRNA (adenine-N6,N6-)-dimethyltransferase activity; mitochondrial transcription factor activity.